Molecule: messenger RNA, 2349 nt
Organism: Thunnus maccoyii (southern bluefin tuna)
Lineage: Eukaryota; Metazoa; Chordata; Actinopteri; Scombriformes; Scombridae
Gene: tecra
Product: trans-2,3-enoyl-CoA reductase a
Exons: 11
Coding region: 116-1147 (343 amino acids)
Biological process (GO): very long-chain fatty acid biosynthetic process
Molecular function (GO): oxidoreductase activity, acting on the CH-CH group of donors
Source: RefSeq, a predicted model, not a curated record
CAGUUGUGUUCAGGGUGACCUGGGACCUGCUAUACCCAUACCAGCAGAGGACAACCAGUGUCACUGGACAUAUCAAGGAUCAUUUCACUAGGCUGUUGAGGUUUCAAACAGUGUCAUGGAUGUACUCGCUUUAGAGGCAAAGACUGGUGGGAGUAGCGCAGAACCUGAGAAGAAAUCUGCACCAAGGCCGAAACCUAAACCUCCCAAAAAGGCCAAAAGGAUUGUUUACUUUGAGGUGGAGAUUGUGGAUUUAAAGACUAAGGAGAAACUGCUACUGCUGGACAAGGUGGAGCCAACUGCCACUAUUUUGGAUAUUAAGGCUUUGUUUCACAAAUCAUAUCCAAAGUGGUAUCCAGCCAGACAAUCCCUGCGUUUGGAUGCAAAGGGCAAGUGUCUCAGGGAUGAGGAAGUUCUCCAGACACUUCCUGUGGGAACCACAGCCAGCUUUUACUUCAGUGACCUAGGACCCCAAGUCACAUGGGGAACUGUGUUCCUGACAGAGUGUGCUGGUCCACUGCUCAUCUACUUAAUGUUCUACUUCCGUCUGCCCUUCAUCUAUGCUCCGAAAUACGACUUCACCAGCAGCAAGCACUGGGUUGUACACUUGGCCUGCAUGUGUCACUCCUUCCACUACAUAAAGAGGAUUCUGGAAACGUUGUUCGUCCAUCGUAUCUCCCAUGGGACCAUGCCUCUCAGAAACAUAUUUAAGAACUGUGGCUAUUACUGGUGCUCUGCAGCUUGGAUGGCGUACUACAUUAACCACCCUCUCUACACCACACCAUAUUACGGGGAGCAGCAGGUGAAUAAGGGACUUUACGUUUUCUUGUUCUGUCAAGUAGGGAAUUUUUCCAUCCAUGUUGCGCUUCGUAACCUCAAAGCAGCAGGUUCAAAAAUGAAGAAGAUUCCUUACCCAACGAAAAAUCCAUUCACAUGGAUUUUUUGGCUGGUUUCUUGUCCAAACUAUACAUAUGAGCUGGGUUCCUGGAUCGGCUUCACAGUGAUGACCCAGUGUGUGCCUGUGGCUUUCUUCACUGUCGUGGCCUUCAUCCAGAUGACUGUGUGGGCCAAAGGCAAACACCGCAGCUACUUAAAGGAGUUCAGAGAUUAUCCUACCUUACGCUCCUCCAUACUCCCCUUCAUCCUUUAGAGCCUGGUAGAGAAAAACAGUUGCUACACACAUCCAGCCCCCCCUCGCCCCCCCUUUCCCUCACCGAUCAGGCCCCUCCAUCCAUCGGGCUGUCAGAAUGCGUGUGCUGAGGUUGACAUCACGGAUGGAUUUUGGUCACACGCGUUUCAUGUACAGUAAUACUUCCUUACAUGUCACUCUGUAACAAGCAGCGGCGGUUGCAGUUACUCUGAGUGUUGGACUGGUGAAUGCAGGACUGUUACAGGCAAAGGAAGCCUUCAGAGUUAAAUUUAAAUGCAGCAAAGUCUUAAUUUAAUGUUGUAUGUGAUCUUGAAGAGCAAGAGGAUGAAAAUAUGUCCUUUUUAUUUUGCUACUGUGGUAAGUUGUAAAAUGUUUGACGGAGGGCGUUGUUUAGUUUUUAAAAUAUCACAUUAUUUCCAUAGCUUUUGGCAGACUAAUCAGUAGGUUUCCCACAGAGCUGGGAAACCAAGAGGCUAAUCUGCAUUGUCAAACUAGUGUGCAGCCUGGAGCUGACAGCGUUGUGGAUCAGUAUUCUACUGAUCUGACUGAUCCAAGUGACCUUUAUACUAUGGUACUGCUAUUAGUCCUGGAUUAGAAAUUGUAUGCUGAUUCCCACAUUUUCCACCAUAGCUGAAGAAAACUUUUUUUUUUUUUCUGUACAUAGAUCAAGAGUAUUUCUCACAUUGAAAAAUAAUAGAAAAAAAAAAGGAUCUGCACCCUGCUGAUAACAUUCACAUACAGUUAAACUACAAAAAUCUUCUUACUUCGAUAAACUUAUAUGAUGAAAAAAGUGUGCAAUUGAAAAGUAAACAGACCAGGUUUCAGUUAUCGAACCAUCAUCACAUAUGUCCGCCUUAUCUGAGUUGUGCAGAUCCUUUUUCUACUCUAUUAUUUUUGUACUAAUCUGAAGAUUUGUGCAGCGACAAAACAGUUGAAUACAAUCAGAAACUUGCCACGAUGGUGCUUCACCACAUUGGAUACAGGUCAUUGGAAAAAAACACAUUCAAUGACAAUUUAAUUCCCUGCUAUUCCAUUUUCACUGAAUGUGCAUUUCACAGAGUGCUGCAUCAACUCAACCUUCAGAUUAAACAAGGAACUUUGGUUUUAUUGGGGGAAAAAAACACAUGCUGCAAUCUAUGUAUGUUUAUCUGGAGUGGAAACUUUGUACAAUAUUUUAUUGAGACUGAAAAGGGCCAUCACCA